This is a messenger RNA of Panonychus citri (citrus red mite), 1385 nucleotides long. RefSeq lists its product as uncharacterized. Bases 183 to 1091 code for a protein of 302 amino acids. Lineage: Eukaryota; Metazoa; Arthropoda; Arachnida; Trombidiformes; Tetranychidae. The record is from RefSeq and is a predicted model, not a curated record. The transcript has a single exon.
UACAAGUAUCAAUGAGUGUGUGUGUGUGUAUUUACAAUUAGCUAAUCACUGGACAUUAAUCAUUUGUCAGAAUUAAAUUUCCUGAACACAUUUAGCAAUGUUUCCUUUAAAUCAAAGCAAAUUUAGUUGUUAAGUUGUUAACAAUUAGCAACAAUUAGUUUAGAAAUUUAGAUAAUCUAAAGAUGGACUUUUCAAAUCAAAUUAAGAGUUUUAAUUGUUCACAAUUUGUAUCAAUCUUAUUAUGUAUAUUAACUUUUUCUCAAAUCAGCUCAUCUUUACCUCCGGUAACCUCAUCAUUAAUUUCAUCAACUUCUUCAUCACCUUCAGAUACUUGCGAGUGUCAUCUUCGUAAUUUGGACCAAUGUUCAUCUCACUUGAUCUUAUUGUCGCAACCAGUGCCAAUGAUGCCCCCCGGCGAUGUGUUUGACCGGAUGUGUGCCUUUCUUAAUGAGAGUUACCAAUGUCGUCAGGACUACCUAAGUCGGUGUUCAACCCCUUCGGCGUUAGUGAUGAUCAGAUUGAUGACACAGAAAAAUGAUGCCGCUUUUCAGUCACUUUGCUCACAACCCGAAUCGACUUAUUGGAAAUCCUUGUACGUCGCCAACUAUUAUUGUCUACAAUCAACUAAGAUGUUAUGUCGACCCUGUAUUCUUGACUAUCAGGCUGGACUCGAGGCUUCACUGAUCAAUGAGACAACCCAAAUAUCGGGUGGAUGCUGCGCUUUUAACCGAUUGGUCGGUUGUACCUCCGAAAUAAUUCGAAACAAAUGUGGAGCCGAUGCCUUAGCUGUUAGCCAAAAAAUCGCAGCCAUUUUCGCCUCAUCAGUGGCAAACAAUUUGUGUCGCACUUAUCCGGUUGAAAGUGCUUUUUGUAAAACCAUUUUACCACCACUCGGGUCGAUACCCAAAGGCGAUACCUUCGCCUACUAUGGUCAAAUAUUUGGUUCUAAUCCUGGUCUAUCGGCACCUUGGGGUUCGUCAAUGGGAUCAUCAAUGGGCUCGUCUAUGGGAUCGUCAAUGAGUUCGGCGACUAGUAAAUGGGCCGAUGUUGGAAACUGGAAGAAAUCAUUUGAACACAUGAAAAUCGAUUAAUGAUUAACGAUUAAUUGUUCGUUAAUUGUUGAGGAAGAUUGGUAAACAUGUCAGUAAAUAAAACUUGUUAAAUUGUAUUAAUAAUAAUGAUCAAUAUUAUCAAUUGUUCAAGUUGUUAUUUCUGUUAUUUUUUUCUUCUUCUUCUUCAUCUUCAAAUAAUCAAUUAUAAUCAUUAAUUACUCGAUAAUAUGUUUUGUGGUUUAUUAAUUGUUGUUGCUGUUGUUAAACUUAAUCAGUAAAUUGUUUACAUUCAAUUAACAUUUAACAGAAAAUAAAACAAAUCUAAAAACUCAA